Molecule: messenger RNA, 3193 nt
Organism: Pygocentrus nattereri (red-bellied piranha)
Lineage: Eukaryota; Metazoa; Chordata; Actinopteri; Characiformes; Serrasalmidae
Product: protein asteroid homolog 1-like
Exons: 5
Coding region: 45-2126 (693 amino acids)
Source: RefSeq, a predicted model, not a curated record
CGAGCGCUCUUUAUUCUCUCCAUAAACAGUGUGAAAAACUGGGCAUGAUGGCAGUCAAUGAACUAAAGAGCUACACUGAGAGCAACAAUUGUAUCUUGAUGAAGCACCACUUCAGAGACAGCAAGCUCGUAAUUGAUGGAUGCAAUUUAUACCACACUCUUUACUUCACCUGUCACUUGGAUCAAGAACACGGCGGAGAAUAUGAUGCUUUUGAGAAAGAGGUCAGUCGUUUCUUUAGGAACCUCAGAGAAUGCGCCAUUAAGCCCUACGUUGUGCUCAGUGGAGAGGAUGACAUCAGUGACAAAAUGUUUGGUGCCCUGAAGAAAAGAGCUAAUAUCAGAAUCAAAAAGGCUCAUUCCUUGUCCAGAGGGUGUCCACGAAAUGUCCUACCAAUCCUCAUCAAGACCGUGUUCAUUCAGCUCCUCAGGAAGCUCAAGGUGCCAUUUAUUCAGUGUGUUGCCAAGGCCAACUGGGAGGCCGCAGCUUUGGCCAACGAGUGGAACUGCCCGGUUCUGUCCAACAGCACUGAGUUCUACAUAUAUGACAUCAAGGGAGGGUUUUUACCCCUGUAUCGUUUCCAUUGGAGGAACGUGACUUUGACCAAGAGGUCAGACAAAAAAUUCAUUCCAGCCAAAUUGUUUUCAGUUGAAAAACUUUGUAGCACUUUCAGCUGCAUGAACAAACAACUUCUCCCUAUUUUGGCCACCAUGUUGGGCAUCAACAACACUGAGCUGGACAGAGGAAUGUUUCCAAACUGGGCAGAGUUCUCAGUUAGUGCUGAAGAGAUCAGGUAUGUCGAUGGCUUACUCAGGUGGCUGUCCUGCUUUGAGGGCCCAGUAGAGGUCAUUUGUGCCCUCAUGGGCUGCAUCAUGAACCCAGAUAAUUCGGCUACUGUCAUCAAAGCCCUCACUGAAGGACUUCAGGUCUACAGUCUCGCUCCAAGCUCCAUAGCUAAGUUCUUCAUAAGUGAGAAAACACAGAGCAGGCUUCCAGGUCCUUUACAGAGCCUGCCUGAAUGGACCCUCAAGCCGUUGGCCAAGGGCAAGCUCAACUCCAUGAUCACUGAUAUCCUAGCAACGCAGAGGAUUAUUCUAAAAGUUUCCAUUGAGAAUUUUCAGCACUGCAGCAGCAAUCUGGCCUCCCGGCCCAUACGACAGGUCAUUUACGGCUUACUGCAGUGCACCAGGCAGAAAAACAGUAGCAGGGACGACUUACCUGAAGCAGAGGUAGAGGAGUACGACCGGGAGGGGCUAAAGUUAACCAGCUUCAGGGUUGCAGCAGUCCUUCCAAGCCUGGCCAUUUCAGACCUUCACCUGGAGACACUGUGGGAGACAUCCUGGCAUUUGCGGCUCCAGAUUUUCUUGGACACUUUGGGCGUUUCGCAAGUCCCCGAGCGGCUCCAUGUGCUUCCCAGCCUGCAGCUAGCUGUGUAUGUCACAUGCUACUGGCUGAAACACGCACAGCCUGAGCCCAGACCAGAAUUCUUCUGGGCCUUGCUGGUUGGCCUGGUGUAUGGAGAGCUGUCCAGAGAUCCACUCACAGAGAAAGCCGUGCCAAAAAGACUGAAGAACCUGAAAAGCCGUAAAGAGGAGACUCCUCUGGACCUGGAGGCAGCUCACGCUUACAGUCAGUGGCAGGGCAGUCUGAGGGACAGUAUCUGCCUCAGUCAGCUGCUGGGCAACCCAGUGUCUGAACCAGAAUACGCAUGGUUGUACAGUGGGGUGCUGGUACAUGCCGUAACCCGGGAGCUGAAGAAGGGUGUCAGUCCAGAAUCCCUGCUGGCCAGAGCCCCUCAAGCUCGGCAGCUCUACCAGCAGCUGAGGGAAGCAGUGGAGCUCGAGUUGGAUGAUGACAUGAAGACGAGGCUCAGAGCAGGCAGAGAGAGGCCAAGCGACAGUCCAGCAGGUGAGAAAUGUGCAGACGACCUGAUCACCAUGUUUGAGCAUCUGAUGGGCAGAGAAGAGGAGGAUGACGAAGAUCCCCGUGGGAGAAGGAAGAAGAGCGAGGGCAGUAAACGUGAGGAUGAGAUGUACGAGCAAACCUGCAGCAUUCGCACCAGACACAGAAGUAGAUCUCAUAAAACUGACCCCAGAGCCAAGAAAUACCAGAACUCCUGCUGGGAGUGAAACCUGGAGGCCAGCCAGAAGUGUCCCCAACUGACUGACUGACCAAUGAGAAACCAGUUUACUUUUGUUGUUUACUACUCACAUCAUUCGCAGUUUAUUUUUUGAUUCAACCCAUAUGAAAAUAUUCCUAUUACAUCACUACGGCUCUGAUUUUAACCAAUCAUGUGUUUUUUAAUUCAUAUAUUGGACUGAGUGGCACUUUAAGGAUGUAAAUUAAGCUAAAUUUUGUAUAAAUAUAUAGAUAUUAUAUUUUUAUAAGUGUUAAUACUAGCAAAUUAUUUGAUGAUUCUCUCAAUGAAGGAUUAUUUAUGGUGUCAGUGUUUGACCAAGAGUUAUUACUGUUUUCAUGAUCACUAUGUAUGCAAUAAAAUCUGUGGCAGGAAUGAGACAAACUAUCAUAGCAAUGCAACUUACUAUUGUUUUCAAAUGUUCUAAUUUUAAAACAAAUAAUUGGCUCUAUUUGACCCUAUGGAUAUAUGAACUCAUCUUAGCAUUUGUUGAAUAAAAAAAUAUAAUAAAUUGAGUAAAUUUGGGCUAAACCAAAUAGCUAGUGAAGAUCUGGAGCCUGAGCUGUGCUCUGCCAUGUGUUCGGAUAAAUAUCCAUAACUGCUCAGCAGUGACCACAACUACUGGACAGUAGGAGUUCGUAAAUGUCAACACUCACCUCUAAAACUGCUAAAUUCUGCUAGAUCCCCUAUGGGACUUCUAAUGGUAUGUUAGCAAUAAGCUAAUGUGAAUUCACACUACAUAUUUUUGGAUGCUCUAGAUUAAACACAGAUUUUUGAAGCUUGUAAAAGACAUUUAAUAUAUUUUAUCACAUGUUUGUAACAGACAUUGUCAUACAUCUGAGUUUGUAUGUAUCAGUGUUACAGUGACUCAGUAAAGUCCUGACAUAGAGCUGAUGCCACUGUUUUACAUUCCUAACAACUACCUGAAACACUGCUUAGACUGUGGUUCGUAUUCCCAGUGUUGUAUCUAGAACUUGGUUGUAUCUACUCAGAUACCACAGAGAAAUAAUCCUGAUUGGAUCAUUUUUCCUUCACCCUACACUAUACCAAUAAGGGUCC